Molecule: messenger RNA, 2883 nt
Organism: Penicillium olsonii
Lineage: Eukaryota; Fungi; Ascomycota; Eurotiomycetes; Eurotiales; Aspergillaceae
Source: the annotation of a GenBank genome assembly
AUGGCGCUGGAACCAUCCAGCAGUUAUGUUGCUCCGAGCAACCUAAUGGAGCAGUCGAGCUCCUCUCUCCCAAUGUUUGACGUCGAACAGGUGCAGUUGGCCUUCACUGUCGCCGCCGACUUCGUCGCAGCACAGGUUGCGAACAAUGUACUUGUGCUAGCAUUGUCGACAAAUCGCAUCCUCAGAAUUGAUCUGGACUCCCCAGAAGAUGUUGAAGACAUUGAUCUCCCAAAGAAAUCCUCGGAAGUCGGGGUCAUCCGACGCAUGUUCCUUGACCCUUCGGCCUCCCAUCUUCUUAUAACCACAACCUUGGGCGAGAAUUACUAUCUCCAUGCACAGUCACCAUCGCGGCAGCCGAAACUAUUGUCUCGAUUGAAAGGCGUAUCGAUCGAGAGCAUCGCCUGGAACCCUUCCCUCCCCACUGCUUCCACUCGAGAGAUUCUUAUUGGUGCUACCGAUGGCAAUGUCUAUGAAACCUACAUUGACCCGUCUAGCUACCGAUUGGAGAAGUACCACGCCCCAGUCUUCCAGGUACCUGGUGCCUCCCCGGUAGUUGGAAUAUCGGUGGAGUCGGUGCCCUCCAGACCAGACCAAAAGAGGGUACUUGUUGCCACAUACGGAAAGCUACUGCAAUUCAUUGGCCGAGCGGCAAUUUCAAAGCAUGGGAGUGGUGGUUCUGUGUACUCUGAGCUGUUCCAGCGCGAGACACCAUCAAUUCAUGAACUGCAGCAUCCAUCUGAAUCUGCACCAUCCUCACUAGUGGUGUCUCCUCCGUCUGCAGCUGGAUCUCAGGUCGAAGGGUCUAUCGCAAAGGAAUUUGCGUGGCUCAGCUCUGAGGGCAUUUAUCACGGACAGCUUGACUCAGACUCCCCGUUCAAGACCGCAAAGAUGCUUCCACGCUCUGUUUUUCCAGCUUCGGAAUCACCCCGUGGAGGUCGCAAAUUGAUACAGGAUCCGAUCUCUGCGAUGACUCUUUCCCAGUGGCAUAUUUUGGCUCUUGUCGGAGGCAAGGUGGUCGCUGUUAACCGUCUCAGCCAAGAAAUUGUCCACAAUCAAUCAGUGUUGGAACCUGGCCAGAGUGCCCUGGGGCUCUUGACAGAUCUGACCAAGAACACCUAUUGGCUUUUCACAAGCCAGGCCAUCUACGAGGUUGUGGCUGGCGAGGAAGACCGUGAUAUCUGGAAGAUCUUCUUGAAGGAGCAGAACUUCGAUGAUGCCCUCGAAUAUGCCCGAGGUGCAUCACAACGAGAUGCUGUGAUGACUGCUUGGGGUGACUCUCUGGCAAGCAAAGGCCACUUCGGGGAAGCAGCCAAGGCUUGGGGAAAGAGUAGCAAAGGAUUUGAAGAAGUUUGCCUCACUAUGAUCGACAAUAAGGAACAUGAUGCGCUGCGCAAUUACCUGCUCUCCCAGCUCGCAACAUACAAGAAGGCGUCUCUGAUGCAAAGAAUAAUGGUCGCGAGCUGGCUUGUGGAAUUAUUCAUGUCCAAACUGAACUCUCUCGACGACAACAUUGCCACCAAGGCCGAGCUGGCCGGAAGUACGAGCACCGGAGAAAUCAAGGACCAGCUUGGUAAAAUCCGAGCCGAGUUCCAGGGCUUUGUGAAUAAUCACAAAGCAGACCUGGACAAGAAGACAGUAUACGAUAUUAUCAGCAGUCACGGGCGGGAGGAAGAGCUGCUGUUCUUUGCGACUGCUACGAACGACCAUAAUUAUGUCUUGUCAUACUGGAUCCAGCGUGAAAAAUGGCUGGAAGCUUUGAAGGUUCUCCAGCGGCAAAGCGACGCAGAUGUCUUCUACAAGUACAGCAGCGUGCUCAUGACACACAAACCUACAGAUCUGGUUGAUAUCUUGAUGCGCCAGACGAACCUUGACCCUGAACGCUUAAUCCCCGCAUUGUUGAAUUAUAACAAAUCCGCCAGUGUCUCUUCGCUCAGUCAAAACCAAGCUGUUCGGUAUUUGAACUUCAUAAUUGUCAACCACCCCAAUCCAGCCGCAGCAGUUCACAACACUCUCAUCUCCAUACAUGCCUCCAGUCACUCCACCUCCGAAGCUGGACUUCUCACCUACCUCCAAUCGCAAACUUCUUCGCCCCCUCCGUACGACGCGGACUUUGCACUUCGUCUUUGCAUUCAGAACCAACGAGUUCAGUCUUGCAUCCAUAUUUACAGCACUAUGGGCCAGUACCUUCAAGCCGUGGAGCUAGCACUAGAGCACGAUGACAUUGAUCUUGCUGCCAUUGUCGCCGAUCGCCCAGAGGGCAACGACAAGCUGCGCAAGAAGCUUUGGCUUCUAGUCGCGGAAAAGAAGAUCCGCCAACCCGGCACCGGCAUCAAAGAUGCAAUUGAGUUUUUGCGCCGCUGUGAGCUCCUCCGCAUUGAGGAUCUGAUUCCUUUCUUCCCUGAUUUCGUUGUCAUCGACGACUUCAAAGAUGAGAUCUGCACUGCCUUGGAAGACUACUCGCGGCACAUCGAUGCUCUUCGCCAAGAAAUGGACAAUUCAGCCCUGACGGCUCGUCAAAUUCGCGGUGAGAUCUCCGGUCUUGACACACGCUACGCGAUUGUCGAACCUGGUGAGAAGUGCUGGAUAUGCUCGCUGCCAGUCCUUAGUCGUCAAUUCUUCGUCUUCCCUUGUCAACAUGCUUUCCACAGCGAUUGUCUAGGGAGAGAAGUUUUGGACGGUGCUGGUGGCAAGAAGAAGUAUAUCCGGGAUCUGCAGGCACAACUCGGUAGUGGUGAUAUCUCUUCCUCGCGGCGGGAAGAUAUUGUGAAGGAGUUAGAUGGUUUAGUUGCUGAAGCUUGUAUCCUUUGUGGUGACCAUGCGAUCAAACAGAUCGAUAAGCCUUUCAUUACCGAUUCAGAGACCGCCGAAGACUGGGCCCUUUGA